This is a messenger RNA of Tachyglossus aculeatus (Australian echidna), 1059 nucleotides long. It is a transcript of the gene CCR10, whose product is annotated as C-C motif chemokine receptor 10. Gene Ontology annotation, molecular function: C-C chemokine receptor activity. The record is from RefSeq and is a predicted model, not a curated record. Bases 1 to 1059 code for a protein of 352 amino acids. Gene Ontology annotation, biological process: chemotaxis; G protein-coupled receptor signaling pathway; immune response. The transcript is spliced from 2 exons. Gene Ontology annotation, cellular component: membrane. NCBI's taxonomy places the organism in Eukaryota, Metazoa, Chordata, Mammalia, Monotremata, Tachyglossidae.
AUGGCCUGGCUCUGGGCCGCCUCCUGGACCCCGCCCUGGGAGUACUACGCCUCGCUGUACCCGUCGGGGCUGCCCGAGCCGUGCGACCGGGGGUCCGUGCGGGCCUUCGGCCGGGUCUUCCAGCCGGCCGUGCUGCUGCCCGUGGCCGCCCUGGGGCUGGCGGGCAACGGGCUGGUCGUGGCCACGCACCUGGCGGCCCGGCGGCGGCGCGGGGGGGGCGGGGGGCCCCGCUCCCCGACCUCGGCCCACCUGCUGCAGCUGGCCCUGGCGGACCUGCUGCUGGCCCUGAGCCUGCCGUUCGGGGCGGCGGGGGCCCUGGGCGGCUGGGCCCCGGCCGCCUCGCUGUGCCGGGCCGUCCUCGGCCUCUACUCCGCCUCCUUCCACGCGGGCUUCCUCUUCCUCGCCUGCGUCAGCGCCGACCGGUACCUGGCCGUCCGGCGCCUGGCCCCGGCGGCGGGGGGGCGGCGGCGGCGGGGCCCCGGGCCGGCCCGGGCGGCCACCCUGGCCGUCUGGCUGCUGGCCCUGCUCCUGGCCCUGCCGGCCCUGCUGUUCGCCCGGGACGGCGGCGGGGCCUGCCGCCUCGUCUUCCCCGAGGGCCCGGCCCAGGCCCUCAAGGGGGCCAGCGGCCUGGCGCAGCUGGCCCUGGGCUUCGGCCUGCCGCUCGGGGUCAUGGUGGCCUGCUACGCCCUGCUGGGCCGCACGCUGCUGGCCGCCCAAGGCCCCGGCCGGCUCCGCGUCCUGCGGGUGGUCGUGGCCCUGGUGGCCGCCUUCGUGGCCCUGCAGCUGCCCUACAGCCUGGCCCUGCUGCUGGACACGGCCGACGUGCUGGCCGCCCGGGAGCGGGGCUGCCCCGCCAGCGAUCGCCAAGCCGUGGCCCUGCUGGUGACCAGCGGGCUGGCCCUGGCCCGCUGCGGCCUCAACCCGCUGCUCUACGCCUUCCUGGGCGGACGCUUCCGCCGGGACCUGCGCCGCCUGCUGCGGGACUGCGGGGCCCGUAGACGCCCCCGCCUCUCCUCCUCCUCGCCCCCCACCGAGACGCCCCCCGGCCUCUCCCGCUAG